AUGGGUCCUUCACUCAACUGGAAGGAGACCUUGGGCCUGCUGUCUGUGUGUUGGCUUAUGGUUCAAGCCCAGGCACAACCCACCCCAGCGGUCUCAUCUUCCUUCGCCCCUCAGUACACACUUCCUGUAUCGGCAAACGAAGCUCCCCCCGUGCUCCCCAAUAUCAGGGACCCAUUAGCUGUUGAUGCACAGACAGUCUGCCCCGGUUACGUAGCUUCUAGCGUUCAGCAGACACCGACCGGACUGACAGCCUUACUUUCGCUUGCCGGCCAUGGGUGCAAUGUUUACGGUACAGAUAUCGACUCCCUGAAUCUCACGGUCGAAUAUCAGACAACAGAUCGGUUGCACGUUGAGAUCGUUCCAACAUACAUUGGCACAGGGAACGCAACUCAGUAUAUCAUACCCCCAGGUGUGGUGGCAAAACCUGGAGUAGAAGGGUCCAAUGCCGAGUCCGAUUUGGAAUUUUCCUGGACUAAUGAGCCUAGUUUUGGAUUCGAGGUGGCAAGAAGGUCGACAAAGGACGUUCUUUUCUCUACCAAGGGGAAGAAACUAGUCUUUGAAGACCAAUUUAUUGAGUUUACAAGUCCGCUCCCGGAGAACUAUAAUAUAUAUGGACUGGGCGAGUCUGUCCAUGCAUUCAGGCUGGGCAACAAUUACACGAAGACCUUCUACGCAGCCGAUGCUGGCGCCACGGUCGAUAUCAAUGUCUACGGCACACAUCCUUUCUAUCUGGAGACCCGUUACUUUACCCAGUCUCCUUCUGGUGAUCUCACAUUGGUGACAACCAAUGAGGUCGAACCGAACAAGACCUACACCUCUUUCUCGCAUGGAGUCUACUCUCGGAAUGCGCAUGGGCAAGAUAUCGUCCUGCAACCAGACGGUAUCACCUGGCGGGCCAUUGGUGGCAGCAUUGAUCUGUACUUCUUUUCAGGGCCAACGCAACCAGAGGUGACCACGUCAUACUUGAAAGCUGUAGGCCUGCCUGCGUUGCAGCAAUAUUGGACCUUUGGCUUUCACCAAUGCCGGUGGGGAUACAAGAGCUGGGAUGACCUUGAGGAUGUUGUGAAUAGUCACAUCAAUUUUGGAAUCCCGCUCGAAACGGUCUGGACUGAUAUCGAUUGGAUGCUACGGUACCGGGACUUUGAAAAUGAGCCAGUCGGGUUUGAUUACGAGGCAGGCAACAGGUUCCUUGAGCGUCUCCAUGAUGGUGGCAGACACUAUGUUCCCAUCUUUGAUUCUGCCAUUUAUAUUCCCAACCCCGAUGUUGAGAGUGAUGCAUAUCCGACGUUUGAGAGAGGAAACAAGACUGGAUCCUUCCUGACGAAUCCGGAUGGUAGCCUGUAUAUUGGUUCGGUCUGGCCUGGGUACACUGUCUUUCCUGACUGGUUAUCUGAAGGCGCUGAGCAAUGGUGGAUCGACGAAAUGAUCCUUUACCACCAGAAGACCGCAUAUGAUGGUGCAUGGGUUGAUAUGAGUGAAAUCUCAUCCUUCUGUGUUGGUAGUUGCGGAAGCGGCAACCUCCACCUCAACCCUGUGCAUCACCCUUUUGCCCUCCCUGGUGAGACUAGGAACCCGGUGCUCAAGUACCCUGAAGGUUUCAAUGUUACCAACUCUACCGAGGCGGCCGCUGCAUCUUCAGCACUUGCUUCGUUCUCCAGCGCUUAUCCUGCACCCACCUCCGCCAGCACCGUUUCCUAUGUGCGCACUACCCCUACUCCCGGUGUUCGUGAUGUCAAUUAUCCCCCAUAUGCCAUCAACAACGUCAAAGGUCCUCUAGGUGUGGCUGCCAUCUCACCUAAUGCCACCCACGCGGAGGGCACGCUGGAAUAUGACAUGCACAACCUUUGGGGUCAUGGCAUCAUCAAGGCCACCUACGCGGCCUUGUCUGAAAUUUUCCCUGGUCACCGCCCAUUCAUUAUUGCCCGCUCUACCUUUUCUGGUUCUGGUGCCUUCGCUGGGCACUGGGGUGGUGAUAACUGGUCUAACUGGCCCAGCAUGGCCUUUUCGAUCCCACAGGCUCUCCAAAUGUCCCUUCUUGGCGUUCCGAUGUUUGGGUCCGACACUUGUGGCUUUGCUGAUAAUACUGAUAUGGAGUUGUGCAACCGCUGGAUGCAACUGAGCGCAUUCUUUCCCUUCUACAGGAAUCAUAAUAUUCUCGGGGCCAUCAGUCAGGAGGCAUAUACAUGGGCGUCUUUCCCUAACGAUCCAUCUCUCGCCGGCGCAGAUCGACAGUUCCUACUGGGACCCUCUAUUCUGGUUAUUCCUGUUCUUGAGCCUGGAGCAACGUCCGUUAAUGGUGUCCUCCCCGGUUUGAUAGAGGGUAGUGAAAAAUGGUAUGACUGGUACAACCAGACCGCCGUGCCAGUACCAUCCCAGGCGAACACAACCUUCAAUGCUCCACUUGGCCACAUUCCGGUCUUUGUACGUGGUGGAUCUGUCCUCCCGCUCCAACAGCCUGCGCUCACGACAAGAGAUGCACGACAGAGUCCCUGGGAUGUGCUCGUGGCCCUGGAUAGGGAUGGCAAAGCUACUGGUGACUUGUAUCUCGAUGACGGUGUGAGCGUCCAACCAGACGCCACCCUUACUGCGGAAUUCACCGUAGGGGGGAGGAAGCUUGAGGCGGCCAUUGGCCAAGGUGGAUGGGUUGAUGGCAACAGCCUGAGGAACAUUACCAUUUUGGGUGUUGAAUCCGUGGCUGGUGCUGUCAAAUUCAACGGUCGCCCUGUUCAUCGCAGGAAUGUUCACUUUGACAAGGCCAAACAGACCCUAGUUGUUUCAGGAUUCGAUGUCUCGGCGUGGGCCGGAGAGCGUUGGACCCUAGAGUGGUAGGCAUCCAAUCCAGUGCGUUGUGCCCCACGAUAGAAGGAGUUGA
This is a messenger RNA of Aspergillus pseudonomiae, 2872 nucleotides long. RefSeq names its product glycoside hydrolase family 31 protein. The record is from RefSeq and is a predicted model, not a curated record. Lineage: Eukaryota; Fungi; Ascomycota; Eurotiomycetes; Eurotiales; Aspergillaceae. Gene Ontology annotation, molecular function: carbohydrate binding; hydrolase activity, hydrolyzing O-glycosyl compounds. The coding region runs from base 1 to 2829 and encodes 942 amino acids. Gene Ontology annotation, biological process: carbohydrate metabolic process. The transcript is spliced from 5 exons.